AUGUUUGUAUCUAAUAUUAUAUUACUUAUAUUAAUAUCUUAUCUUCAUGCAAUACCACAAGAUCUUUAUUUAGAAUUUUCAAAAGAUGAAGAAAAUAAUCAUCGAUAUUCAAUUGAUUCAUUAGAGCCUGAAUUAGCUAUAACUAUAUUUUCUAAUUUACCAAUAAAUCCACAAAAACGGACAACUGUAAGACCAAUGGUUAAAAAAAUUAAAAAAAAGACUAAAUCAUCAUCAGAAAUAAAUUAUUUAGUACGCGUUAAAAGAGAUUCAUUAAACGAUAUGACAAGUCCAGAUUAUGCCAAUUUAAACAAUGAUUUUUUAAAUACUGAUGAUAUUAUGUUUUCUUAUGAUGAAAAUAUUGAUGAAAUGAAACAAGUUAAAUCUUUUGAUGCAAAUUUUUUACAUCAAACAAUUAAUAAAAAUGUUAAACAACAACAGGUCUUUGUUAAUGAUAAAUCAACAAUUAAUAAAAAAGAUAAAAAAAUUGGAGAUAUAGAAACUGUAACUGUUAUACUACCAUCACAAGAUAUACAAAUAGAUAAAGAAGAAAAAAACUGGGAAAAAAUAAUGAAUAAUAAUUUUGAAAAAAAAAAUUCAAAUGAAAUGAAUGAUGCAAAAAAUGAUGAAGAUAAAACUAUAGAUACAAAUGAUUUUGAUGACUUUUUUGAUAAUACUGGUGCUUUUACUGAUGAUUCAGUGAUUUCAACUCGUAAAAAACGUGAUAAUAUAAAUCAUAAUGAAAUACCAAAUUUUGUUCCUUACAAACGUGGUAAUUUAAAAAAUGGACGUAAAAUUAGAAUGGGAUAUUCAAAGAUUGAGGUUGUAGAAAUGACAUCAAAUAAACUGGAUGCUACUAUUAAUAAAGAUAUAAUUAAGAUUAAUAGUAAUUUUAAUCUUACAGAUAAUAUUAAAAAAAAAGACAAUAACAAUAAAAAUAUUACAAACUUUCAAAAUACAAAAGAAGUAUCAGAAAUGACAAAUGAUCAAGAAAAUACUAUACUUAAUAAGACAUCAAAUAUAGAUAACAAUAAAGAAAUAUCAUCUUCUUUCUUAAAUAAUAAUAUAACUUUAUUAGAAAAUGAUAAACAUAAGAUUUUUACUACCAAAAAUGAUUCAUUUAAUAAUGACAAAAAUGAUGAAAUUGAUAUAAUGAUUAAAGAAGAUAUGUUAAUUAUUAGUAAUCAAACAAUAAAUAAUACCAAUUUGUCCAAUAUUAGUAAAAAUAAUGAUUCAAUUAACAAUCCAAAACUUGAUUCUCAUAAAAGUGAUGAAACCAAAUUUUAUUGGAAGACAUUUUUUAAUAAUGGAACUACAAGAAAAGAAAUGUUUACUGAAAACAUUAAUACUAAUAUACAAUCAACAACAGCAUUACCAUUUUUUGAUGAAAAAAAUGAAAAUAAGACAGAAAAAUUAUUAUCUAAUAACAAUACCGAAAAUUCCACAACAAAUAAUAUUUUUAUGAAUGGUAUUGAAAAUAUUGCCACAUUUCCAAAUGACUUCCCAAGUCAGGAUGACUUUACUGAAUAUAACUCAGUUUAUUCUGAUAUUGAAAUCAUAAAACAUGAAAAACCAAUACAAUACAAAACAUAUUCAAUGGAUUUACCAUUAGAAAAAUCAACAAAAAAUAAGACAAAAUUAUUUAAAAAUAAAAAAAUUAUAAGAAAAAUUCAUAACUCACGUUCAUCCUUUAUACGUCCCUUCUAA
Molecule: messenger RNA, 1704 nt
Organism: Strongyloides ratti
Lineage: Eukaryota; Metazoa; Nematoda; Chromadorea; Rhabditida; Strongyloididae
Exons: 2
Coding region: 1-1704 (567 amino acids)
Source: RefSeq, a predicted model, not a curated record